Molecule: messenger RNA, 1073 nt
Organism: Aspergillus piperis CBS 112811
Lineage: Eukaryota; Fungi; Ascomycota; Eurotiomycetes; Eurotiales; Aspergillaceae
Product: lactam utilization protein lamb
Exons: 3
Coding region: 119-883 (254 amino acids)
Biological process (GO): carbohydrate metabolic process
Source: RefSeq, a predicted model, not a curated record
GGAACCAACCAUGAACGUAUUCCAACAGCUUAACAGUUAAUCUUACAACCAUCCCAUAUAUCGUCACCCACUUCACACAUACAGGGUACCCCUAAACCACAUAACCACUCUCACCACCAUGCCUCCCCUACGAACCAAAGUCUUCAUCAACGUCGACCUCGGCGAAGGCUAUGGGAACUUCAAAUGCGGCCCGGAUGAAGAACUCAUCCCCCUCAUCGACCAGGCCAACGUAGCCUGUGGAUUCCAUGCCGGUGACCCCCUAAUAAUGCAAGAAACCGUCUCCCUGUGCAAAAAGCACAACAUAUCGAUCGGCGCCCACCCCGGCCUCCCCGACGUGCAAGGCUUCGGCCGACGCGAAAUGAAGCUCAGCCCGGAAGAACACACCGCCAAUAUCAUCUACCAAGUCGGGGCGUUACAAGGCUUCCUAGCACGCGAAAACAUCCUCCUCCACCACGUCAAGCCACACGGCGUGCUCUACGGCAUGAUGUGUCGCGACCUGGAAGUCGCGCGGGCUGUCAUAAGGGGAAUACCAGCCGGGGUUCCGGUAGUAGGACUAGGAGGAACAUACAUGGAGCAAGCGGCGAAGGAGCUGGGGGUGCCGUUCUGGGCGGAGCUGUUCGGAGAUGUCAAGUACGGGCCAGAUGGGAUGCUGGUGAUUGAUCGGAAGAAGAAGCCAUGGAAGAUUGAGGAUGUCAAGGCGCAUGUGAGGCAGCAGGUGGAGGAUUCGUCGGCCACGGCUGUUGAUGGGUCGGUGGUGCAGAUGGGGGUUAAGGAUUAUCCGGUUACCAUUUGUUGUCAUUCGGAUUCGCCGGGGUGCUUGGAGAUUGUGAAGGCGACGAGGGAGGUGGUUGACGAGUUUAAUAGGGCGAAUGGGUUUGCGUGAUGGGCGGUGAAACGGGGGAAGUGAUGGCGUUUAGUGUUGAAUAGAAUGAUUAGUUGAUGGGGGUGGAUGUUCCAUACUUUGUGUUUCCUGGGGAGUAAGCUAAUGAUAGAUCCUACCGCUCAUCUUCAAAGCUUCGAUGAUGACCUAAGCCUUCAAUUCCUGACAAAGAAGACUUGCAGGUGAAGGAUUC